This is a messenger RNA of Elephantulus edwardii (Cape elephant shrew), 1924 nucleotides long. RefSeq names its product Cbl proto-oncogene-like 1, E3 ubiquitin protein ligase (gene CBLL1). The record is from RefSeq and is a predicted model, not a curated record. NCBI's taxonomy places the organism in Eukaryota, Metazoa, Chordata, Mammalia, Macroscelidea, Macroscelididae. Gene Ontology annotation, molecular function: ubiquitin protein ligase activity. Gene Ontology annotation, biological process: regulation of cell adhesion; protein ubiquitination. Bases 18 to 1493 code for a protein of 491 amino acids. The transcript has 6 exons.
GCUCUGCGAGCCGAAUCAUGGAUCACACUGAUAAUGAGUUACAAGGCACUAACAGUUCUGGAUCGUUGGGUGGUCUUGAUGUUCGAAGACGAAUUCCUAUAAAGCUCAUCUCCAAGCAAGCGAACAAAGCCAAAACUGCACCUCGAACUGCGAGGACUGUCAAUAGGAUGCCUGCGAAGGCCUCGGCUGGUGAGGAAGAAGGAUUUGAUUAUAAUGAAGAGGAACGAUAUGACUGCAAAGGGGGUGAACACUUUGGAAAUCAGCGAAGAUUUCCUGGACACCUUUUUUGGGACUUUCAGAUAAACAUCUUAGGUGAAAAGGAUGAUACACCAGUCCAUUUCUGUGACAAAUGUGGAUUACCUAUUAAAAUCUAUGGGCGAAUGAUUCCUUGCAAACAUGUUUUUUGCUAUGACUGUGCUAUUUUACAUGAAAAAAAGGGAGAUAAGAUGUGUCCAGGCUGUAGUGAUCCUGUGCAGCGAAUUGAGCAGUGUACCCGAGGUUCUCUCUUCAUGUGUAGCAUUGUUCAAGGGUGCAAGAGAACAUACUUAUCUCAGAGAGACUUACAGGCUCAUAUCAAUCAUCGCCAUAUGAGAGCUGGAAAACCUGUUACCCGAGCUUCGCUUGAAAACGUUCAUCCUCCGAUUGCCCCACCACCAGCUGAAAUCCCUGAUCGUUUCAUAAUGCCGCCAGACAAGCAUCAUAUGAGCCAUAUCCCGCCAAAGCAGCACAUCAUGAUGCCACCACCUCCUCUGCAGCACGUGCCACACGAGCACUAUAAUCAGCCCCAUGAGGAUAUCCGGGCUCCUCCAGCAGAAUUGUCCAUGGCUCCACCUCCACCUCGGUCGGUCAGUCAGGAAACCUUUCGUAUUUCAACAAGAAAACACAGCAAUUUAAUAACUGUCCCUAUUCAGGAUGACUCAAAUUCAGGUGCUAGAGAACCACCUCCUCCUGCCCCAGCACCUGCUCACCAUCAUCCUGAAUAUCAGGGUCAACCAGUGGUAUCGCACCCUCAUCAUAUUAUGCCUCCACAGCAACAUUAUGCACCACCCCCACCUCCUCCACCACCAAUAAGCCAUCCAAUGCCACAUCCUCCCCAGGCCGCAGGUACUCCUCACUUGGUUUAUAGCCAAGCUCCACCUCCACCAAUGACCUCCGCUCCACCUCCAAUAACCCCACCCCCUGGACAUAUUAUUGCCCAGAUGCCACCUUAUAUGAAUCAUCCUCCUCCAGGACCUCCCCCACCUCAACAUGGUGGUCCACCUGUAAGUGCACCCCCUCCUCACCAUUAUAAUCCUAACUCUCUACCCCAGUUCACUGAAGAUCAAGGAACUCUCAGCCCUCCAUUUACACAACCAGGGGGAAUGAGUCCUGGUAUAUGGCCUGCACCAAGAGGGCCGCCUCCUCCUCCACGAAUGCAGGGGCCGCCUUCUCAAACCCCACUUCCUGGACCACACCAUCCAGAUCAGACAAGAUAUAGACCUUAUUACCAAUGAUAAUAGUGUUUUGAACUGAAGAGAUGAGGAAGAAAAAAAAACCCAACAUACAUAGCCAGCCUUUUAAUUAAGCUUUGACUGUUCGGGGAAGGAAGAACACCUCUCACAGAGGGGGCUAUAAAACACUUUAGGGUCUUGUUGCCGAAAUUGGUUUUAAACCUUGAUCUUAGGACUGAUUUCAAGUACUAUACUGUCGUGCAUAUGAGUGGCUCAGUUGAGCACAGCUCUGUUUUAACAACUUUGUUCUCCUAGUGGUAAAACAACCCAGAGGUGACCAUUUGUAAUAUUAUUUCCUGGAAAAAAAAAAGAAUUGUUUGUUUUCAUCGUUCCAUUUGCAAAAGUAUUGCUUUUGUUACAUCCAGUCUUUAGUUUUUCUUGUGAUGCAUUUUGUUAACCUGUGUAAACUGAUUAAAUUUCAAAAUGGUUGUAAA